UCUCAAACUCAUGUCCAUCGAGUCGGUGAUGCCAUCCAACCAGCUCAUCCUCUCAUUCUUUAGUAGGGUAUUCACCAAGUCACCAAGUGAGCUACUACUGAACCGGUACUUUGCCUAUUACAACGAAUGGAGCACCAACCUGAAACGCAGUUUGUGAUCAACAUAAACCUUUUUCCUGACAAGACGCCUCAAAGUGGAUGCUUUGACUCUCCUAUUUGGACCCCAAGGCUUAGACAGGUCCCGAAGCCUGUGAUCACUGCAGAAAUGAGAUUCAGGCGACCCACAAGCGCGCGCCAGACCCCAACAUCUACCGAGCAAACCAAGGGCUUCCGGCCGUGGCGGUUGCCAACUUGGCGGGUUUCCGGAGUGAGGGCGGGGCGGGGCUGAGAGACGGGCAAAGGAGCUUGGAGAAGCGUCCUGAGUUGCCAUGGAAACGAGGCCCAGCAGCAGUCUCAGCAGCCCAGAGGAGUCCUGUGAAGCUCUUCCCCAAGGAUUGCUAGUGUUCACCGGUUCUUCGGAUCGCGAUGUCAACUUGGCCAAGCAGUUCUGGAUCGGGGCGUCCAUGUACCCCCCCAACGAAUCUCAGCUGGUGCUGUCCAGAGGUAGCAGCCAGCGUCUGCCGGUGGCGCGUCCUUCCAGGAGCAAUGCACCGGAGAAAAAAACUUACUUCCAGCCUUUUUUCCUUGAGGAAAGCAAGAGUAGAGAUGUCACUGCUGAAACCCUAAAGAUUCAAGAAUCUGAGGAGAAAAAAAAGUAUCUCCAAAAGGCUAAAAAGAGAGAUGAAAUUAUCCAACUCUUAAGAAAACAAAGAGAAGAAAGGAUCUCGGUGAGACUGAUAAAGGAACUGAUUUCCCUUCCACAUAAACCAAAAGGCAAAGUACACAAAGCAAAGAAUAUUUGCAUUUUAAAAGAGGGCUGACUAGAAGGAAUACUGGGUAAUCCAAAGAAAUCAGUCACCAGUGAUGAAAUCUCAGAAGUUUGACUCUUAGGUGAGCACAUUAUAUUUACCUUUAGGAGGUCCACUCCCAAACCUUUCAAGUCACUUCACAGUGGAAUGACUGUUCCUCCCACACAGAAAUUUAUACUUGGUUGCAAAAUCUAACCCAUAGUUAGAAUCCUACACCGUAAAUUUUUAUUGGAGAAACUUUCAAAAGUUGUUUUCAUGCCACAUUGUGUUCACAGCUACAGAGUUCUGUACAGAGUUCUGAACUGAUUCCUG
Molecule: messenger RNA, 1219 nt
Organism: Odocoileus virginianus texanus
Lineage: Eukaryota; Metazoa; Chordata; Mammalia; Artiodactyla; Cervidae
Source: RefSeq, a predicted model, not a curated record